CUGAGGUCCCUCCAUCUGCAUAGCCAGGGCCAGAGGCAGAGACGCCAUGACCCCCACCCUCAUGGCCCUGCUCCUCCUCGGUGAGAUCUCAGGAGGGGAGGGGAUGCCCUAGUCUGGGAGGGACCCGCGUCACAGCCAGGCCCUGGGGUUUCAGAGACCCCAGGCACAGGAGGCUUAUGGGGAGGAGGGGUUCUGCUCAGGAUUCGGGGCCAUCCUCUCACAGGAACUCUCUUCCAGGGCUGAGUGUGGAACCCAGGACCCAAGUGCAGGCAGGGACCCUCCCCACACCCUCCAUCUGGGCUGAGCCAGGCUCUGUGGUCCCUUGGGGUAGCGCUGUGACCAUUUGGUGUCAGGGGACCCUGGAGGCCGCGGAGUUCUAUCUGGAUAAAGAUGGACACUCAGUGCCCUGGGACAGACAACCCGCAGUGGAGCCCAGAGACAAGGCCAAGUUCUCCAUCAUAUACAUGACAGAGCAGUAUGCAGGCCAAUAUCACUGUUACUAUCGGAGCCCCGCUGGCUUGUCAGAGCACAGUGACCCCCUGGAGCUGGUGGUGACAGGAUUCCAUGGCAAACCCACUCUCUCAGCCCUGCCCAACCCCAUGGUGACCUCAGGAGGGAAGGUGACCCUCCAGUGCACCUCAUGGACGGGAUUCCAUAGGUUCGUCCUGAUGAAGGAAGGAGAACCCAGACCCACCUGGACCCUGGACUCCCAGCGACCCACCAGUGGGCAGUUCCAGGCCCUGUUUCUUGUGGGCCCUGUGACCCCCAGCGCCAGGUGGACGUUCAGAUGCUAUGGCUACUUCAGAAACACCCCCCACAUGUGGUCACUCUCCAGUGAUCCCCUGGAGCUCCUGGUCUCAGGAACCUCUGGAGGCCCCAGCCCCCCACCCACAGAUCCCAGCUCAACAGCUGGAGCAGCUGACACCAUCAGCCCAUCACAAAACAAGUCAGACCACAACACUGCGUCCCACCCCAAAGAUUACACAGUAGAGAAUCUCAUCCGCAUGGUCAUGGCUGGCUUGAUCCUGGUUGUCCUCGGGAUUCUGCUAUUUCAGGAUCACUACAGUCAGAGAGGAAUCCAAGAUGCAUCCAGGAGGUAAACUCAAGAGAGAACAAUGCAACGAUCAGAAUGACAGAGUCUGGGAAGCACAUCUUAUGUGCCCAGGAAUUUCUGGAAGAGUAUGUGAGGCAUGUGCUGUGGGAACUGUCAACAUUCCAUGUUGCCCAGACCAGUCCUCAUCCUCUGUGACAUCAUCUCCAACCUCCAAGGACUUAUUCCACAUACCACACGACAUAGUGGUCAAGUAUAUACCUUUUGUCACUAUUUAUUUGACACCCAUAACAUUCCCAGGACUAGUAAUGAUCAGAGAACAGGAUCCAUGUGAAUUUAGCACAUACUUUAGUAUUCAUGCUUGGUGCAUUGUGUGAAAUCUAGUUAACUUUUGUAUAGAUUCUUGGCAGGAUGGAUGGAUUCAGGAUUGAUUAUAAAUGGAAAGACAGACAGAAAAGUUUACCUCCACACAAACAUACACAGCAAUCUGCAAUAAAUUAACUCAGCAUCCUC
Puma concolor (puma) is the source of this 1564-nucleotide messenger RNA. NCBI's taxonomy places the organism in Eukaryota, Metazoa, Chordata, Mammalia, Carnivora, Felidae. The record is from RefSeq and is a predicted model, not a curated record.